GGAGGAGACUGGGCAAGCACAGUCUUCCUCGCCCAGCUACAUAGGCGGCUGCCCUCCCUUGCCCAUCGGUCGCUCGGUCGGUCCCGCUGCCAGUCUCCCCUUAGGUCCCGGUCCCGCCGCCGCCGCCAUCACCGCCGGUUAAGGCUCAGACGCUGCCCGCCUCUCCUACUUUCCCAGAGAUGAUGGAUUACACCUACGACGAUGAUCUGGACGAGCUUUGCCCAGUCUGCGGGGACAAGGUAUCCGGCUAUCACUACGGGCUGCUCACCUGCGAGAGCUGCAAGGGCUUCUUCAAGAGAACCGUGCAGAACAGCAAGCACUACACGUGUACGGAGAACCAGAACUGCAAGAUCGACAAGACGCAGCGCAAGAGGUGUCCCUACUGCCGCUUCCAGAAGUGCCUCGUGGUGGGCAUGAAACUCGAAGCCGUGCGCGCCGACCGCAUGCGGGGUGGCCGGAACAAGUUCGGGCCCAUGUACAAGCGGGACCGAGCCAUGAAACAGCAGAAGAAGGCGCUGAUCCGCGCCAACAGCUUCAAACUGGAGACCGCCCAGCCGCCCAUCGUGUCCCCGGUGCAGGCGGCGGCGGCGGCGGAGUACGGCGGGCUGUCGGCCUCGCUGCACGGCCUGAGCCACCACCACCACCAGCAGCAGCCUGGGGUGGCAAAGGCGCUGCCCCCGUCCCUCAGCGGCGGCGGCAGCAGCUCCGGCAGCGGGAUAAGCAGCUCCACCGCCAUGGCGCCCGUCGACUACGAGCGCAGCUCCUACGGGACGCCCGCGCUGGCCAUGCCGGUGCCCUCGGGUCACGGGCCGCUCUCGGGUUACCACUACCAGUCCUUCGCCAACCGGGCCAUCAAGUCCGAGUUCCCGGACCCAUACGCGACGCACCCAAACGAGGCAGCCCCGCCAUACCCCUACCCGGAGGUCUACCCCAGCGGCGGCUCCGCAGCCACUGGGGGCGACUUGCCCGACGUGAUCCUGAAGCUGCUGCAGCACGAGCCCGACGAGGCGCAACUCAAGGCCCGCAUCCUGGCCUGCCUGCAGGAGGAGCAGAGCAAGGCCCGUCACGAGAAGCUCAGCGCCUUUGGCGUCAUGUGUAGGAUGGCGGAUCAGACCCUCUUCGCCAUCGUGGAGUGGGCGCGCAGCUGCAUCUUCUUCAAAGAGCUGGAGGUGGGUGAUCAGAUGAAGCUGCUGCAGAACUGCUGGAGUGAGCUGCUGGUCUUUGACUACAUUUUCCGCCAAGUGCAUCAUGGGAAGGAGCACAGCAUCCUGCUGGUGACAGGCCAGGAGGUGAACAUGUCGACUGUCACCAUGCAGGCGGGAUCCAUCCUGAACAACUUGAUGCUGAGAGCGCACCAGCUGGUGGCUCACUUCCAUUCUCUCCAGGUGGACAGGCAGGAGUUUGUCUGCUUGAAGUUCCUCAUCCUCUUCAGCCUUGAUGUGAAAUACUUGGAGAAUUCCAGUGUGGUGAAGGAAGCCCAGGAGAAGGCUCACGCAGCCCUGAUGCAGUACACCGUCUGCAACUACCCGCACGCCACAGACAAGUUCCGCCAGCUUCUGAUGCAGCUGUCUGACAUCCGGUCCCUGAGCAUGCAAGCGGAGGAGUACCUGUACCACAAGCACCUGAGCGGGGACGUGCCCUGCAACAACCUCCUGAUUGAGAUGCUUCACGCCAAGCGGAGUUGAGAGCGCCCAGAAAGGCUCUCCAUCCCCCGUUCGUCUGGGGAAGAGACUCAUGGCAGCAGAGGGGCAAGGGUGGUGGCAGGGAGGAUUGGAGGGGUGCGUCGGGUGACAGGGAGGAAGGGUGAGUGUCUCGUCUCCCCCUCCCCACAGGCGACCUCUCCCAGUUCCGACUUUCCUACAGAGCCCAACCCUUGCCUGCCUUCUGGUGUGAUUCCUCCCGAGUCCCAGGCUCUCGCUCUCUAAAAGCCAUGGGGCUCAGCUGUGUGGGGACUGCCCUUGGAGGCCGUCUAGGGGACACUUUGGGUGGGAGUUUGUUUUCCUAACUGGGCGGAAGAGAGGUCUUCUCCCAGGGUGUGUGAGAGUGGAGGCACCUGCCCAAGCUCUCCACCUGUUCUCCAGGCAUGGUCCUCUAGCUAGGUGGCUGGGAAAAGAGAGAAAAAGGCCCAGCACAGCUACCCAUUGGAAGGCCUGCACCUCACCUCACCUGUCCCUCUGCAGGUAGUGGCCUUGUUGGCCACAAGGAUGAUUUCUGUGGCCCAUGGGCCACCACGAGAGUGAGUUUGUUGUGCCUCAGAUACACUGAAGCCCCUCUUCCCCUUGGGGCUUCAUUUUGGGAGACCUUUCUCCGAGGCCUUGCAGCUAUGAGUUGAGCAAGUCAGGUGCUCCUUUUAUUUUGAUUUUGUUAUCUGUUUAUUGCAUUCAUAUAUCUAUAUAUAUCUAUAUAUAUCCUUCCCCCUCCCGUGCACAUCACAUUCCCUGAGCCUCUACUCUGCGUUGGGAGGAUACGACAACCGAUGUUUGUUUCCUGAAUGUAUUUUUGGCCGUUGUACCUUUGGAGCAGGUGCUCAGGUCGUCUUUCUGUGUGCUUCCUGGGGUGGGGUCUUCCUUCGUCUGCCGCUGGACACAACCACUACUUUGGCUGGACAAAUAGACCCAGCUGGAAGCACUGCUUGCCCAGCCCACGACCUAAGCAGCUCUUACUACCCCGAGUGGUUUGAUGGAGACCCAGACACACGUGCCCCUCUCACAGGGCUUCCCCAUCUCCUUCUGAGGAGCAUCACACCAGGGUGUGACCCACAGACACCAGUGUGCUUGUGGGGCUUGGGAGAAGAGGCUGCAGUCCUGUACAGUGGUACUUCUGGUUAUGUACUUAAUUCGUUCCGGAGGUCUGUUCUUAACCUGAAACGGUUCUUAACCUG
Molecule: messenger RNA, 2881 nt
Organism: Podarcis muralis (Common wall lizard)
Lineage: Eukaryota; Metazoa; Chordata; Lepidosauria; Squamata; Lacertidae
Gene: NR5A1
Product: nuclear receptor subfamily 5 group A member 1
Biological process (GO): hormone-mediated signaling pathway; tissue development; regulation of transcription by RNA polymerase II
Cellular component (GO): RNA polymerase II transcription regulator complex
Molecular function (GO): RNA polymerase II cis-regulatory region sequence-specific DNA binding; nuclear receptor activity; zinc ion binding
Source: RefSeq, a predicted model, not a curated record